Messenger RNA from Spea bombifrons (plains spadefoot toad), 2662 nucleotides. RefSeq names its product chondroitin sulfate N-acetylgalactosaminyltransferase 2 (gene CSGALNACT2). The transcript is spliced from 7 exons. Bases 160 to 1770 code for a protein of 536 amino acids. NCBI's taxonomy places the organism in Eukaryota, Metazoa, Chordata, Amphibia, Anura, Pelobatidae. Gene Ontology annotation, molecular function: glucuronosyl-N-acetylgalactosaminyl-proteoglycan 4-beta-N-acetylgalactosaminyltransferase activity. The record is from RefSeq and is a predicted model, not a curated record. Gene Ontology annotation, cellular component: Golgi cisterna membrane.
UGGGGGGAACCCUUUUCAAUGUUUUUAGGAUGGAUGACCAACAAAAAGUCAAGUCAUACUUUGAGUCCAUGGCUUGAGACAAGGGUCUGUGGUUCAACCACCAUGGAGAAAAGAGUAGAUUGACUUCAUGCAAAGAGACCACUUCCAUUUUUCGAAAGAAUGCCCAGGAGAGGAUUAUUUCUCCAAGCCAGGACCCGGUGGUUUCUGGUCGGCCUUGCUUUGGUCUUUAGUUUGAUACUUCUCGUGUACCUACUGCAGUGUGCUCCUACUUCUGAAGGAAAUGGCUCUCUCCCGGGCAUCGUCGGGGAACUGUACAAUAAAGAAUACUACCAAGCUCUUCUUCAGGAGCAGGAAGAGCACUACAAGAACCGGGCAAGCAGCCUUAAGCGUCAGAUAGCCCAACUUAAGCAGGAACUCCAGGAGAUGAGCGAGAAGUUAAGAUCGAUAAAUGAGAAGAAGCUCGCCAACGGUGGACACCAAGGUACCAAAGAUCAACCCAAUGACCUACUGGAGUUCCUUCACUCCCAGAUCGACAAGGCAGAGGUCGUUGCGGGUGCUAAAUUCCCAAGCGAGUACGCUGUGGUCCCAUUUGAAAGCUUUAACACCAUGAAGGUUUAUCAGCUGGAGAUGGGGCUGACUCGACACCCCGAGGAAAAACCCAUUAGGAAGGACAGGAGAGACGAACUGGUGGAGGUCAUAGAGGCUGGACUGGAAGUCAUAAAUAAUCCUGACGAUGACGAUGAAGAGCAGGGGAACAGAGGUGCUAACAAGGUGAUCUACAGUGAAUCUGACUUUGUAGAAGGCUAUUACCGCACUGAAAGGGACAAAGGAUCCCAGUAUGAGCUCUUCUACAAGAAGCCAGAUUCCGAGAACUACGACCACAUAACCCUUUUCCGCCCUUUCGGGCCUCUCAUGAAGGUGAAGGUGGACACGGAGGACAUAUCCAGGACCCUAGUCAAUAUCAUCGUUCCUCUCUCCGGCAGAACGGAGGCCUUUGCUCAGUUCGUGGAGAACUACAGGGAGGUUUGCGUUCAUCAAGACAGGAGGACGUACCUGACUGUCGUAUACUUUGGAGAUGAAGGAUUAGCGGAGGUCAAGAAGAUCCUGAAGGUUCUCAACGGAGCCACCAGCUCCCGUAACUACACCCUGAUACCGCUGAAGGAGGAGUUUAACAGGGGACGCGGGCUGGAGGUGGGCGCCAAAGCCUGGGACAAAGGAGACGGCUUGUUGUUCUUCUGUGAUGUCGACGUAUACUUCACCGCGGGGUUUCUCAACACCUGCCGACUGAAUGCAAAGCCUGGUAAGAAGGUCUUCUACCCGGUGGUCUUCAGCCUUUACAAUCCUGCCAUCGUCUACGCCAACCAAGAGGUCCCUCCGCCGGUGGAACAACAACUCGUUCACAAGAAAGACUCCGGUUUCUGGAGAGAUUUUGGCUUCGGUAUGACUUGUCAAUACAGGGCAGAUUUUCUAGCUGUCGGGGGUUUCGACCUUGAAGUCCGAGGGUGGGGGGGAGAGGACGUGCACCUCUACAGGAAAUACCUUCGCAGUGACCUGAUGGUGGUGCGAACCCCGGUGCCCAGCCUUUUCCACUUGUGGCACAAGAAGCACUGCGUGGACGAGCUGACCCCGGAGCAGUAUAGAAUGUGUAUCCAAUCCAAGGCCAUGAACGAGGCGUCUCAUUCGCACCUGGGGAUGUUGGUGUUCAGGGGCGAGAUCGAGGCUCACCUUCGAAAGCAAGCCUUCAAGACUAACGGUGAUCAAGCAGGUUGAAGGACCCAAAGCCUGAUGUCAACCCAACAUAAGAAUCGUGUGAUUCUGGACUAAUGGCGCGAGCCACGUACAGAGCCCCUAACCGUGGACUCGUCGGCGCCACCUGCUGGUCAGUCGAUUAACCUACGCCUUCUGGAAUGAGCUCUGUUAUACUCCAAAUAAUCCAAAUAUUUUUAUGCUACAAAAUGAAGGGGAAAAAAGGGAUACCUAGACAUUUGUGGAGCGUGUCGGCAGCUGGAGUCGACACAAGCUUAUCAGCGUGAUUGUUUUUUUUGUUUUUGUUUGUUUUUGUUGUGACUCCUCAUAUCAAAGCGAUUGGGUACCGCUGGAGAAAUGGACCUUAUGUGCCUUAUUACAGAAUGCGGAGAAAGAAAGGAAUAAGUAUCUUUUUAAUUUAGAUUUUUUUUUCCUUAAUUAUUAUUUAGAUUAAGUCGAACCUCUCGGAGAAUUUGCUUAGUUUGCUCUUGCAGCCUCGUGAAGGUCUAAAUAAAGGGAGCUUGUGCAUUACGAAUGCCUUAUUAUGCAGCAACGGAUAUGUCUAUUAAAGGAGAGAAGGGAUAUGUCCUUCUUCUAUGUGUCAUAUAAUCCUGGGGGAAAAGGCGACACCCCUGAGGAGCCCCAACAGAUGUACCAAAGAAGCUGAGGGAUAUGUCCUUCUAAGUCUCAUAGAAUCAUAAGAAAAGGGUGACACCCCCAAGGAGCCCCAACAGAGAAAUGUUUUAAAGAAGAUGAGUGAUAUUAUUAUCUGUUAUUUAUAUAGCGCCAACAAUUUAUGCUGCGCUUAAUGUCCUUCUAUGUGUCAUAGAAUCCUGGGAAAAGGGUGACACCCCUGAGGAGCCCCAGCGGGCUUAGGAACAUUAAAAACACAACACGUUGUUGAUUUUUGACGCGA